GUGUUGUUUGUGUUUGUUAUAAAAUAAAUAUUUUAAAUUUGUACCAAUAUACUUGCAUAAUAUAUGCUCGAUUAGUUGAUAUACGUGCAUUGAUUGAGUUUUACUUGUGUUUCGUGUUCUAAAUUAUUUCAACGAUACCUAUAGGUUAUGUAAACAAUCUAGGAUUAAACUAAUUAGAUAGAAUAAGUGUAAAUAAGUGUAAUGUUUAAUUUUUUAAUGUGGAAGAUAAUACCAAUUAUCUAUAUGGGAAAAAUGUGAUAUAAUCUGAUAAAGAUAAAACAAUAACACGUAUUUUGCAAAGUUGUUAUUAAUUUAUAAUUAUAAAAUGGAAGAGCAAGAUAUUGAUGAUUUAGGCGAUGUUUAUGGAAAAACACCACCAAGAACGAAAAUUUUACGAAAAAAUCGAGAAAAAAAACAAAAAGAAAAAGGUUACAUAGCAUCACCGAAAAUUAAAUCUCCAAUAAGUCGAAGAAAUACUGCGAGUAAUAUAUAUGAUGAGCUAUUAGCCAAAGCAGAAAAUUCAGAUGGCGAAGAAGUAAAAAGGACAAAUAAAAGAAGCCUAAAGCUCCUACGAGGUUCAGAACGUGACCUAAAACUAGACAUCGUCAGUGCCCAAGCAUUAACCAGUAAAGUGAAAGGGCAUGAAGAGCCCACAACUCCAAUACCCAGCUAUCAAAUCGAGGGCUGCAACCGUUUUUUAAGUUUAUCAUGCCGCACCACCAAAUGCCAAAGGUCCCAGUCGGUUAAAAAACUUCCCUCAUCUCCCAGGGAAUCGCGAAUAGUGAUUGAUAGCGAUGAAGAAAACCAGAAACGUUUAGAGUUUUAUGCAGAUUUUAAAGCGUUGAUCAAAGUUGGUAUUGCAGAUAAAAUCGACAGGAAUUCUCGUAGAGGUUUUACCAGAGAGGAAACGCUGUGGCAAAAUGAAUUGAAGGAUUUAAUUUGGUUGGAGUUGCAAGCAUUUCAUGCUGAUAGAAGUCCCAUUGAUCAGGACACUUAUUUGUGCUGGGCCAGAGAAUCGGUAGCUUGUAUUUUAAGUGAUAUAAUAAACUAUAGGUUUGAACGUAAUUUUAGAAGAUUGUCCACAAAUACUAUAGACAGUGGUGUGGGGAAUGAAGAGUAUUGCAAUGGGUGCUUGUCAUAUUAUUGCUUGUGGUGCAUGGAGGCGCAAAACCAUGCGCUGAAACAAGUGGAAGCGUUAAUGAAACGCUUGGAGGAGGCUGAAUAUUUAUUUCCAUCAAAUAAGGCUUUUGCCGAGCUAUUUCCACUGUAUCAAAGUCCUGGGUUUGUGGGUAGGGUUAAAGCUAUAAGUCUUUGGUAUAACAUGACCAAACAUCAAAGAUUAAAGCUUGGGAUUUUGGGAAAAUUGCUUUCCUCGUUGGAAAAUAAACGUUCAAUUUGGCCUUUGUUUAAUGAGGAUUGUCUCAAUGAGAAUAGCAGUCCUUCAGAUAGUAAUAAUAGUUCUGCAUCGUCCGUAAAUGAUUAUUCUAAAGACAGUCCAAGAGAAAACUUUAGUGUUUCGCCUCUUACUGAGUUUGUUUCCAACAAAAGGAAUGACAGUGAUGUGGUGCAUACUCCUUAUAGAAGAUAUAUUGAAAAUGUACUCAAAACCAGAGCAUUGCACAAAAGUCUUAGUUUCCUUGAUAAGUUGCACAAACACGUUCUAAAUAAGGCCAAAAUGACUUUGCAGAAGCCUGCCAAGGGGUUAUUUGAAAGAGCAACAUUUAACGAUGAAGAGGAACUCCAAAGAUACGGUUGUUGGAGUCCAGAAGCUGAAGCCCUCAACUUGCCGUCAUACAGAGCAAGCUUCAUUUUUCUUUCCCAAAUCCCUUUGGAAGUAAUCCACGCAUAUCUGCAAAUAAGACUAGAACAAAAACCUGAAAACCCCUCUUUACUCAGCAUGCGCCAACUAAUGAGGGAACUGAAGGAAGGUCUGAAAAUUGCAAUUACCAACCGGUUCCAUAUCAUUGAUUAUGUGCAGUGUGCUGUGGCCGGCACCAACGAGGAACCUGAGACCUACUUGAAGAAAACCAAAGAAUUCGACAGUUGCACCCUGCAAGUGUUUUCUGAUUAUUUAAACUACCUUGAAAUGUACACUCUGUCUGCUCACGUGAUGUUUCAGAAGAAUUUUCUGGAAGGAGAGUAUGAAUUUGCUUGUGAAAUGAUUGGUUCGAUACCCGGUUCUACGGAAAUUGUGGCAAGAACUUUUUCCAAUAUACUCGCGUCGAUAUUGCAAAGCGUCCAAAAGAGGUUUAUUAAAGGAAUUGAUGAUUUGAUUGAGACGAUCCCUACGAAUAAUGCACAAAUCAAACAACAUCUGUUAUACAUUUGCCGGGAACUGCAACCACUCUUCAAUGAAGAAAGGGAAAAUUGUUUGAAAACCAUCGCGUUUUUCCGAAUGAUACUUAAGGGAGGCAUAUUUAACCACGAAUUAUUAAAACGUGUUACCGAACAAAUAAUCAACUUUAAAUGUGUAAUACCAAAAGCGAUUGGUAAAGUUCAAGUAAUAUUUGAACACAUUAGUUUGGCGUCUUUUGAUGAAACUGAUAAGUUAAACUUGAAUUCGAGAAUACGGGAGCUAUUAAUGCAAGGAUAUAGAUUUGGAUUCGAGUUUUAUAAUGAAAUGUCGGAAAACGCGGCGCCGAAGUACCGAGAAAGACUAAUGAAAAGCAUGGUGGACUUCGCCAUGUUGUGGAUGAAAUUCGUGACGGAGAGAUGCGAACGUGGUCGAGGGAUGCGCCCCAGAUGGGCCGGCCAGGGACUGGAAUUCCUCCUCAUGAUCUCCAAGCCGGAAUUCACGAAAUACCUGUCGGACCAAGAGUUUGAAGACUUGCAAAACAGCAUGCGCGGUUGCAUAUCGCACGUGAUCGGCACCAUUUCGCCGUCCACUGAAUCGAUCUACAUCGGGUCGCCCCGUCAAUCCCUCGAACACAUCAGAGUGGUCAGAUCGAGGGGUAAUUCCCCUAGUCCAAGACCCACCUAUAAGAGUCAGAGGUCGGCCAGCAGAAAAACCAGCAACGAACAGUUGUCGCCGGUCGUAGAUCAAACAGAUUGCUGUAUUAGAAGAGAAGACUCUUGCGGCUUCCCGUUGGUAAAAAUAAAACUCCCGCAAACGCACAUGGAGCGAUGCAGAGAUGCAAUAGAAAACCUGGAGACCGAAAUCGACAACAAAAUGCGCCAGCAAAAUCUUAUAGGCAAAGUGAUGAAUUGCAACGGCGAAACGAAAACGCACAUACGACGGCGAUACGUGAAUUUUUCGUGGCAGCGAGGCAUCAAAAUCGGCCAGGGCCGGUUCGGCAAAGUUUACACCGCGGUGAACAUCAACACUGGCGAGAUGAUGGCUGUGAAGGAGAUUCCGUUGCAACACAACGAUAAGGUUACCAUCAAAAGGGUCGCGGAGGAAAUGAAGAUACUUGAAGGCAUUCACCAGAGAAAUUUGGUUAGGUACUAUGGGGUGGAGGUGCACAAAGACGAAAUGCUUCUUUUUAUGGAAUUCUGCGCGGAAGGUACCCUAGAAACUCUGGUAGCAGCCACGGAAAAAGGCUUGCCCGAACUUUUGGUUCGCCAGUACACAUAUCAGCUGGUGUCGGGCGUAGCAAUCCUGCACGAUCACGGCAUCGUGCAUCGCGACAUCAAGACGGCCAACGUAUUUUUGACUGACGAGGGAAACUGCUUGAAAAUCGGCGAUUUCGGGUGCGCAGCUAAAAUUAAAUCGAACACCACGAUGCCGGGGGAACUAAAGGGUUUUGUUGGCACGCAAGCUUAUAUGGCUCCUGAAGUUUUUACCAAAAAUAUGACUGAAGGACAUGGAAGGGCAGCUGAUAUUUGGUCUGUUGGGUGUGUUGUUGUAGAAAUGGCUUCUGGCAAAAGACCCUGGGCCAAUUUCGAUUCUAACUACCAAAUUAUGUUUAAAGUGGGUACAGGUCAAAGCCCUGAGCCACCCAUGGACAUGAUAGACGAGGGUUUGGAUUUUUUAGAGUUGUGUUUUAAACAUGAUCCAAAGCAACGAGCUACAGCUCAAGAACUGUUGACACAAAACUUUUGCAAAAUUGGUGAUGACUUGUAAUUAUGCUGAUAUCAUGUACCUAUUUACUAAUUUUAAUCAGAAAAAGUGAUUUAAUUUUUUAUUGUUAUAUUGUCUAUUCCAAAUUGCAUGUUAUUCAAUUUUAUUGAAUUGAAUCUCAUAUUGUUUUAAAUGUGUGUUUUUUUAAUGGUGUAUACUAUGAUGUACUUUUUCGAAUUUUAAAUUGUAUUUGGUGAUCUACUUAAUUUUAUUGUGGGAA
Molecule: messenger RNA, 4280 nt
Organism: Brassicogethes aeneus
Lineage: Eukaryota; Metazoa; Arthropoda; Insecta; Coleoptera; Nitidulidae
Source: the annotation of a GenBank genome assembly